CAGUGCGAUCAUUAUUCUUCGUUCUGCGUUCAGGAACGUUGAUGCAGACCGAAAAUUUGAUGUCUCAAAUCAAAUCCUCCAUCAAAAAGGUCCGGACCCUACCUUAUUCAAAGCUGAAAGUUCGUACAAAGUCAAAAACAAAUGCAACGAUGAGUGGAGGCCUUUCAGAGAGUGUGAACCGUCCGUUUUCUAGCGGUGUUGUCGAAGGUUUUUAUGGACGUCCAUGGACUUUUGAGCAAAGGAAAGAGUUGUUUGUGAGAAUGAGGGUUCUUGGCAUGAGUACCUACUUAUAUGCCCCAAAAGAUGAUCUCAAGCACAGAGCAAAAUGGAGAGAGCUCUACAACUUAGAAGAGUCAGAAAAUCUGAGGAUGUUGAUCAGUUGUGCCAAAGAGAAUGGAGUCGCAUUCUACUAUGCACUAUCUCCGGGGCUGGAUAUUAUUUUUUCCAGUGCUAAAGAUGUGCAACUUCUCAAGAAGAAGAUGGAGCAGCUCCAAGGGCUAGGCUGUGAGGCCUUCUCACUUCUCUUUGAUGACAUCGACCCUGAGUUGAAGUUCCCUGAUGAAAAUAUCUUCAGCCACUUUGGUGACGCCCAGGUCAAGCUGACAAAUGAGAUGUACCAUCACCUCAAGUGUCCCAAAUUUCUUUUCUGCCCAACAGAAUACUGUGCCACUCGUGCGGUUCCAAAUGUAGAAACCUCGCAAUACCUUAGCAUUCUUGGGAACAAGCUGGAGUCCAAAAUUGACAUUAUGUGGACAGGUCCAAAGGUGAUCUCCCAACACAUUACUCCAGAGUCUAUUCAAACCUUAAGUCGCGUCUUGAAGAGAAAACCUGUCAUCUGGGAUAACAUCCAUGCCAACGAUUAUGACCAACGCCGUGUGUUUCUUGGGCCCUAUCAUGGUCGUCCUGUUGAACUUUACAAACACCUCAAUGGUAUCCUCACUAAUCCUAACUGCGAGUUUGAAAGCAAUUUUAUAGCCAUCCACACGCUUGCCACCUGGGUAAGGUGUGCAAAAGGAGAGAGUGCUGCUACUGUAGAUGAACCAAUGAACUUGGAUCCUGUUACAGACAAAGUCAAUGGAGAGCACAUGGAAGAAGAUCCAAUUGAUGCAACUAUUCCUGACAGCCCAGUUACUACUAACGCUAAGUCUGCUGAUGUCAAAGUUGAUGUCAAAGCUGAUGAGAUUGCUAAAGAGGAGUCACCAAUGGAGACUGACAAUGUUGUCAGCUUGCCAUAUGACCCUGAUCUGGCUUUAAAGGAGGCUGUUUUAGCAUGGUUGUUGGAAUUUCAGAAAGAAAAACACCCAUCCCCAUGUCCCUAUGCUAAAAGUGGUCCCUAUAGUGUGUCGACCACCCCUCCUGUCCAGAAGCAAGCACCCAUGUGCACAGGGACCAACACUACCAACUCUGUUUCACCUGUUUGCACCCCGUCAGCAUAUAGAACAGCCAAACAGAACAGCAGGAAGAGGAUGAAUAUUGCUCCCUCGUUAGAGAACAUUCGCAGCAUCAAAGAAGACAUCGAAUCACUGAUGGAUGUUGCUGAGGUGAAGCCUAACAUUAAGGUUAAAGUGUCUACUCCCCUCCAGGUCGAGGAUCUGAUGCUUCUAGUAGACUUGUUCUAUUUGCCAUACAAUCAUGGCAUCAAGGCAAGGCACUUCAUCACUGAAUUCAAGUGGCUCAAAGCUCAUGCUAUCAAUGAGGACAAUGAGGACUUCAAGGAGUUGACUGAGGAACAGCAAAAAACAAAGUUGACAGAGUGGAAAGCCAGGGCGGAGGAUUUCCAUCAGCAGUGCCAAGCAGUGUCAGACAUGUUUGUGCGUUUCUCCGAGACACCCAACCGUGCCCUGCUGUAUGAUAUCUACCCAUACUUGUGGGACAUCAAGGAGAGUAUCUCCUUGCUUGAUACCUUUGUCACUUGGCUGAAUUCAAAGAGCAGGUUGAAGAAACAGAGGCCCAAUUUCUAUCCAGAAGACCCUGAGCCUUGGGUGUUCAGAGGGGGCUUGUGUGGCGAAUUACAGAGACUUCUUCCUGUUGAUAGCAAUACAGAUAUGUACAGCAUCAGAGCACCUGAUGUCCCAACAACUUGUGUAUACACCAUUAGACCAUUCCAGCCCGAAGAUGAGAAAUCCAUGUAUGAAAUCUGCUUGUCCACCUGUGAUGAUGGAGAAGACGGGCAUGACUUGUUUUCCAAUGAACCUUCAAUGGCUGGUGACAGAUUUGUGGGUCCAUACAUCAGCAUAUGUCCUGAGCAUGUGUUUGUUGUGGAGGAUUCAGAGGGCGUGUGUGGUUAUGCAGUCUCCACACCAGAUGCAGCAACUUUCUACAACAUGUACAGACAAACCUGGUGCCCAGAGGUUAGGAAAAAGUAUACCCGACCCAGUGGAAAUUCUUCAGAUUGGACAUAUUCAGAGCAUAUAGCUGAUGAAUUCCAUAUACCCAAAGUAUUCCUUCCUGAUGAGCUUUACUCUAAACACAAAGCUAAAGUCAGAUUGGAUCUGCUUCCCCGGGCAAGAGAUCAUUUCCUUGCAAAGCGAUUGAUGAUGUGCGUGCUCUCUGCAUUGAAAUCCGAGGGAUGUACUAGUGUGUACAGCGAGAUCAAUGUGAAUAAUUCAGUCAUGUUGGAGCUUUACUGCAGAUUAGGUUUCUAUGAAGUCAUGUUGAAACAGGUCCCAGAGGACCAUCUUAUAUAUGGGAGGAACUUUUAAAUCACUCUACAUUCUCUAUAAUAUCUGUAGGGGAAACUCUACCUCCUUAUUCAUCCUUUUUAAAGGCAAAAAUAGGGAUAUCUCUUUUGAAGACAACAAUCUUUGUUUAAAAUUUCACAAUUCCAUCUUCUAUAAGCAAAAAAAAAUCUUUUUCUUAUAGACAGUUUUUGGUUUAUAAAUGUAUGCACGAUAUAUUUAGAGUGUGUAGAUGAAUAGUGUUAAUAAGGAAUAGACAAUUUUUCUUUUACUCAGAAAACCUAUCAUAUGCAUCACCCACAUGGUAAGAGCUUUUAAAAAGCAGCUGGAAAGAAAUAUGUAGAGCAAUAAAAAUGUCCCUCUGUUCCGGUUGGGAUCCAUAUCAUUUGGUUCCCAUUCGUUAGAAUUAGAAUUCAAUAAAUGACAGAUAUAUUGAAUAUGAUGAUUGUAUAAAGUAUUUAUAAAUAUUUUUAUGUGUUUGUAAAUAAAUAUGUGCAAUAUUA
Messenger RNA from Nematostella vectensis (starlet sea anemone), 3181 nucleotides. RefSeq names its product protein O-GlcNAcase. The transcript is spliced from 14 exons. The record is from RefSeq and is a predicted model, not a curated record. Gene Ontology annotation, biological process: glycoprotein metabolic process. Gene Ontology annotation, molecular function: beta-N-acetylglucosaminidase activity; acyltransferase activity, transferring groups other than amino-acyl groups. The coding region runs from base 42 to 2702 and encodes 886 amino acids. Lineage: Eukaryota; Metazoa; Cnidaria; Anthozoa; Actiniaria; Edwardsiidae.